UGAGUUCAUCAUGAUCUACUGGAUCUACAAAUUUCUGGGUGAACAAAUUACAGGACCAAAAAAUACCACACAAUACCAUAUAAUACCACCCUGGUACGGGGUGGUAUUGUAUGGUAUCUUCUUCGUUUUUAAUUCGUUUUUGAAAACGUUUGCACAGAAGGGACGAGUUCAUCAUGAUCUAUUGGAUCUACAAAUUUCUGGGUGAACAAAUUACAGGACCAAAAAAUACCACACAAUACCAUACAAUACCACCCUGGUACGGGGUGGUAUUGUGUGGUAUACAAUGUUAAAAGUCGUAAAUUACAAUUAAUAUACUUCUACUAUCAUGUAUUCAACCAUCCUACAGUAUUGGUUUGUUCAUACCACCAUGGUACGUUUUUCAAAAUAUAGGUAUGCUUUUAUUUCAAUACCAGUCAAUACCAUAUGGUAUAGGCUGGUAAAAAAUGGCUCAAUUUUUUUUGUUCGAAAAAUAUAUUAAAGUGGAUAUCAUUUUGAAGAGCACAAUUAAUCUGAUCUAAAUGUGCAAAAAAAAUUAAAUUUCGACUUAAAAUGAGCGAGAAAUCAUCCGUCAAAGAUUAAAGAGGAAAAAAUUAAAGGCUUUCCAUGAGAGAGAGGAUGCUGAUGUCAUGCUGAUGUGGACGGUUUACUCAUGGUUACUCACCAUAAGAUUACUGACCUGAUCCAUUCCCCCUUUCUCUAUCUCUUGGGACUUGGGAGUUGAGUUGGAGGGACCGCAGAAGGGAGGGAGAGAGUGAGUGUCUUUUAGGCCGUAUUGUUUUGUAUCAUUUACCUCCUUCCCCCAAAACCCCAAACGACAGGGGGAAAGAGAGGGGCAAAGAAAGCCGCCUCACCGGCGGCGUUAGAGAAAUCCCGCAGUCCAUUGGUUUUCCGUCGAGAAGAGCAGGGCCGUGCGGUUUUGGCCGCAAGAAACGCACAUUCGCAUUCCGCGGGUUGAAAGCUGCUUGACUAUUUGAAUAAGAAGGAAAUUUCAAGUAUAAUGGAGGCUGAUGCAUCUGAGGUGCAACAGCCACCCUCUGCUGUCCUAAGAAGCAUAACAUUUGGCAUUGCAACCAAGGAUGAAAAGGAAAAACUUUCAGUUCUGGACAUCACUACGACCAGUGAGGUCACUGACUCAAAAUUAGGACUUCCGAAUCAUAGUUCUCAGUGCUCCACAUGUGGUGCUAAAGAUUUGAAAUUUUGUGAAGGUCACUUCGGUGCUGUGAAAUUUCCUACAAGAAUUCUGAACCCGUAUUUUAUGUCCGAAGUUGUUCAAAUUUUGAAUAAAAUUUGUCCGAGUUGCAAAUCUGUCCGGCAAGAUCUGGUGAAGAAAAAUGAUCCGAGGCCUAAAGAAAAUUUGAGCAAGGGCUGCAAGUACUGUGUGAGGCAGGCAUUGUCAAUAGGAUGGUAUCCAAGAAUGAAAUUCAAAAUUUACUCUGGGGAAAUCUUGCGGAAAACAACAAUCACGGUUGAAAUUGGACAACGACCACCAACAAAGAAAGGGGUCAGAAAACCUUUGGCUCCUGACUUCUGGGAUAUUAUCCCAAAGGAUGAAGAACAAGAUGAAAAUGCUAUUAAGCCAACUAAAAGGAUUUUGACUCAUGGACAGAUAUGCCAUUUGUUAGAGGGUGUUGAUCAUAAGUUCAUUGAGAAGUAUGUCUUAGAGAAAGAAUUGCUCUUCCUCACCAACUUCUCAGUAACUCCGAAUUCUCAUCGUGUGUCUGAAGUAAUGCAUUCAUUUUCCAAUGCACAAAGACUGACAUUUGAUAAUCGCACAAGGGCAUACAAGAAGAUGGUUGAUUUCAGAGGGAAAACGCAUGAAUUGUGUUUUCAUGUUCUCGAGAGCCUUGGAGCUUCCAAGAUAAACCCCGACAGGUCAGCACAGAAUGAUCCUAUUUACAUUCUGCAAAAGAAGAGCGAUGAUGUCACCACCAACUCUUCAGGAUUGAGAUGGAUCAAGGAUGUUGUUCUUGGUAAGAGGAAUGAUCAUUCAUUCCGAAUGGUGGUUGUUGGAGACCCAAGUCUUGAGCUUAGAGAAAUUGGGAUCCCUCGGGAAGUUGCAGAAAGAUUGCAAAUUUCUGAACAUCUGACUGCAUACAACUGGGAAAAGCUGUUAAUCUGUUGCGAAGAACUCCUUCUUGAGAAGGGUUCAAUCCAUGUGAGAAGAUCAAGUGGUCUUGUCCGCAUUCAUCGCACCAAGGACCUGAAAAUCAAUGACGUGAUAUAUCGGCGUCUGAAAGAUGGAGACACGGUCCUCAUCAAUAGGCCUCCUUCCAUUCACCAGCAUUCCCUAAUUGCCCUCUCUGUCAAAAUCCUUCCCGUGCCGUCAGCUCUGGCAAUAAACCCACUCUGCUGUUCCCCACUUCGGGGUGAUUUCGAUGGUGACUGCUUGCAUGGCUAUGUUCCUCAAUCAGUGAACACAAGGACUGAGCUCACCGAGCUUAUUGCUUUAGAUAAGCAGUUGACUAAUGCACAGAGUGGUUCAAAUCUGCUUUCUCUUGGUCAAGAUAGUUUAACUGCGGCACACUUGGUGUUGGAUGAUGGAGUCUUUCUCAACAAGUUCCAGAUUCAGCAGUUGCAGAUGUUUUCUUCAAAGGAAUUAUCUUCUCCACUUUCUGAUGGUGUUUGGACUGGCAAACAAUUGAUUAGCAUGCUCUUGCCAAAAGGGUUUGACUAUGAUUUUCCAUCAGAUAAUGCAUCGAUACGCGAUGGCGAGAUUGUUACUUGUGAUGGAUCUUUAUGGUUACGCGACACAGAGGCAAACCUUUUUCAAAGCCUUGUUCAGUAUUGCCCAGGCAAUGUUCUUGAUUUGUUGCAUGCUGCUCAGAGAGUUCUCUGUGAAUGGCUGUCAAUGAGAGGUCUUAGUGUUUCACUCUCUGACUUUUACCUCUGUCCUGAUUCCUACUCACGUGAAAGCAUGAUGGAUGAGAUUACAUAUGGGAUGAAAGAAGCAGAGAAGACAUGCAUCACAAGGCAGUUAAUGGUUGACUCUUUUCAGGACUUCCUUACUGGUGAAGGGAUUCGAGGUGUGUUUGAUGCAGAGUGCUUGUUCCUUGAAAGACAGAGAUCUGUUUCCCUCAGCCAAGCAUCUGUUGAUGCUUUCAAGCAAGUGUUUCGUGAUAUUCAAAAUUUGGCCUUCAGAUAUUCCUCCAAGGAAAACUCAUUAUUGACCAUGUUUAAGGCUGGAAGCAAAGGAAAUCUACUGAAACUGGCCCAGCACAGCAUCUCUCUUGGCUUGCAAUCUUCUUUGGUUCCAUUGUCUUUCAGAAUGCCUCGUCAGCUUUCAUGCGAAGCUUGGAAUAGGUUUAGAGCCGAUGAGGUUAAUGAGUGUGCCAAGAGGUUUGUUCCAUCUGCAAUGGUCGAGGGUUGUUAUCUCACUGGACUGAAUCCCCUGGAAUGCUUUGUUCAUUCAGUGACAAGCAGAGAAAGCUCAUUCAGUGAUAAUGCUGACCUUCCUGGAACUUUGACUCGAAGGCUUAUGUUCUUCAUGCGUGAUAUUUGUAUUGCAUAUGAUGGCACAGUGAGAAGUGCAUAUGGGAAUCAGCUCGUACAAUUCUCAUACACAGGUCAAAAGGAAGAUUCUAAGAGCACAAUGAAUUGUGAUCCAAUUGGAGGCCAUCCCGUUGGUUCAUUGACUGCUUCUGCCAUCUCUGAAGCAGCAUAUAGUGCUCUCGAUCAACCCAUAAGUCUACUGCAAAAAUCUCCUCUGCUAAAUCUUAAGAAUGUACUAGAAUGUGGUACCAAGAAGAGUAAAUCCCAGAGAACUGCAUCAUUGUUCCUCUCUGCGAAACUUGGAAGAAGAAGAUAUGGGUUUGAAUAUGGAGCAUUGAAAAUUCAGAACCAGUUACAGAAAGUUCUUCUUUCUGACACUGUUUCCAUUGCCAGGAUCAUCUAUACUCCACACGGUGAUGGCAAAGCCCAUUCAAACCCUUGGGUUAUCCAUUUCCACUUGCUCAAGGAAAUCGUGAAGAAGAAAGGGCUACAGGCUGCAUCGGUAGCAGACGCCCUUGCCAACCAGUGCUUAUCAACACCUAAAUUUCCCAAAAUGGAGUUCAAGUGCAGGGGCUGCUGCUCUUUUGGUGAUAACUGGAAGGAAAAGGAAGAAACUUUUUGCAUAACAGCCACGGUGGUUGACAGUUCUAAAAGAUUGUCCACCAAGUUGGAAACUAUUCAAGAUAUGGUGGUUCCUUCUCUUCUCAGAACACCUGUUAGAGGAUCCACUGAGAUUGAUAAGGUGGAUAUUCUUUGGAACAAUAGGCCAAAAGUACAAAAAUCUGGUAAAGCUCCUUCCGGCGAGCUCUACUUGAGAGUUGCUUUAUCUGGAAUAACAGAUACAUCAAAACUGUGGGGCCAACUUCUGAACAGUUGUCUCCCCAUAAUGGAUAUGAUCGACUGGACAAGAAGUCAUCCCGACAACAUAAGAGAUCUAUCUUCUGCUUAUGGUGUGGAUGCUGGUUGGAAAGUUUUUCUCAAUAACCUGGAGUCUGCAGUUGCUGAUGUUGGCAAGACUGUACUUCCACAGCAUUUGCUUCUGCUGGCAAACACAAUGUCGGUUACUGGAGAAUUUGUUGCUCUAAAUGGAAAAGGGUUGAGACUACAGAGGGAGCACUCAAAGAUUUCGACCCCAUUUAUGCAAGCCAGCUUUAGUAACCCUGGAGAUAACUUUAUUCGGGCUGCUAAGAUGGGUGUCACUGAUAAGCUAAUGGGUCCACUGGAUGAUCUUGCUUGGGGAAAGAUGCCUGCUAUCGGCACUGGCAAGUUUGACAUCUUGUUUUCUCAGAAGGGAUAUGAAAUGUCGAAGCCAGCGAAUCCAUACGAGUUCCUUGCUGCAAACAAGACGUCUGAAACCCCUAGGCCGACCAAGUUUGAGAUCCCAGGUUCAUGGAGCAGUAGAUUUGAGAAAUAUGGCAAAGAGCUUCCAUUGAGAUUCAACAAGGGCUCCAGAAAAUUCAGCAUAGCGAAGUCCCUGCGUAGUCAUACCUCGUACGAUGACAUUCUGAAUCUCAGCUCUGAUCUCCGCAAACUCUUAAAUAGCUCUCCUGUGGACGAGGAGCUAGGUGAGCGGGACAAAGUCAAACUGAUGCAAGCGUUAUACUUCCACCCUCGAAAAGACGAGAAGCUUGGAGACGGAGCUCAGUACUUCAAGGUGAUAAACCACCCGAAGCACGAAGGGUCUCGAUGCUUCUCGGUGGUUAGAAGCGACGGGACAAUGGAGGACUUCUCUUACCAUAAGUGCAUCCUUGCGGCGCUCGAUGUCAUAGCUCCUGGGAAAGCCUCCAUCUAUCAACGCAGGCAUUUGCAGAGGCUGGGAGAUAAUGGUGUAGACCCGGUUGCAUAAAACCAACCAGCAGCAAGAAAUCCCAAUGUAGUGUAGUGCAUAGUAGGCAGGCUCUGAACAGUUUGGUGUCUCUGCGCUUUUGUUGUAACCUUUUUUGUUGAGUUUGGAUGCUUCUUCUUUUGGGGGGUUAGAGUAUUAGAGAGGGAUUGUUCGAGAGACAAUCCUCUCCCUGAGCUUUUUUUUGCUCCUUCUACUACUUCCUUUGCCCUUUAUGUGUGGCAUUUGAUUGAAGAUGAAUCAAUUUCAUUCUCAAUCAAAGCGCCAUGGAGUAAAAAGGCGAAGUCUAGUGGAAGCAGCAACGAAAAGCUUGCGUGGAGUGUAGUCAGUCACUAUUCAUUUCUCAAAAUGUUGUAGUCUCUCAUAAAGUGUAGUGUAGUAGUCGUUUCUGUCUGUUGAAAAGCUGCAGACAGUAGGGAAAACAUGUUCUAUGUGACAUUGGAUGAUGAAGAAAAAGAACAUGAACAGAAAACUGUUGGUAGAAGAAUGUUCUCUAGUUACUUCUUCGAUUGCGGGAUGUUUUGUUUUGAGUUC
Linum tenue is the source of this 5866-nucleotide messenger RNA. Lineage: Eukaryota; Viridiplantae; Streptophyta; Magnoliopsida; Malpighiales; Linaceae. The record is from the annotation of a GenBank genome assembly.